CUGUGUGUCUUAUAUCAGUUAGUCGGAAAGACAUAUCUACACCAGUAUUAAUCAAAAAACGCUAACCUUGUUGCGGGUCGCGAAUAGCAAUAAACACUCAUAAGGUCUUCAACAAGUAGCGCAUAGCGCCAAAGUUUACUCCGCUGCCUGAUUCAGUGUUUGCUACAUAUUUGCAAUAAUUAGUUUUGCUACACCCACAGUAUGGCCGCCCAAACGGACAAACGCCAGCGUCGACGGUCGUUAGAGCUCCUUCCUGGUCAUAAUUAUGAUCCCGUCGAAUAUCUCAAGGUUGAAAUGAAUACGGCGGGUGUUUCGCGAAAAAAGUCAUUCAACCGGGUGGUCGACGCAAUGAAGAUCGGGUUGGACAAUUUAUACGAAAACCCAACAGUUGUAGAGGCCAUUGGCACUCACCUUCCGCAAGUUAUUCGGCAAUCUCCAAUUGACAUCCGCUUGAGCGAUACCGUUUUCGAUCAGCGACUCGAAUCCCGACCUUUAACGAUUGAGUACCCAUUGCGAGUGGAGAAAUUCUGCAUGUUCCGUAACACCGGCAGUACAUGGAAACUUAGAAUAGGAGACCCGCGUUUCCGGAUCAGCGGUGGACCAUUGCAAUCUGUGUACCAAUUGGACCAAGUGCACGCUCAUUGGGGCCCGAAUAAUAUUGUCGGAUCAGAACAUACGGUCAACGGAUACCAGUAUGCUGCCGAAUUGCAUUUCGUACACUGGAAUACGGGCAAAUGUCAAACCAUUGAUACUGCGGCGUCCCGACCAGAUGGUCUGGCGGUGAUUGGAGUGUUUUUGAAGGUUGGCAAGCCUCACCCCGAAAUACAGAAGCUGGCGGACGCUAUGCAAGACAUCCAUUAUUCAGGACAAGAGAUUUCUCUAGAUGACAAGAAUAUAAACGUUAAAAAGCUCAUGCCCGAAGAUACGUCGCAAUAUUGGACUUACGAUGGAUCGUUGACCACAACACCGUACGACGACUGUGUGAUCUGGAUAGUGUUGAAAAAUCAUAUCGAAGUGUCCAGUGAGCAGCUGGAAGCUAUGCGGACCUUGGUAGAAUUUCAAGAAGGCCAGAAUGCACCAGAUAAACAUGCGUCUUGUGGCCGGGUCGUCCACAAUUUCCGUCCAGUACAAAAUAGCAUUGUGAAAGUGCGGUCAUCCUACAAGCCAGCAUUGAACACAUAUUUUUAACUAUGACGCGCAAUGCCGAGCAAUUCUUGAUCAAAUUGAUCAGCAGAUGCAAUUUUAACCCUUAUGACUUCUAUAGCAUAUUGAAUUACUCUAUGGUAUGAAAUUGAUUGUUUGUUGUUUGCUUUGAGUUAUCUUUACACCUGACUAGUGUGAUAUGUGCAAAGAGGUAAUUAUUGUUCAGAAUUCUUUGAUUGUCAAAAUAAAACCAUGCGUCUAAAAAAAUAUG
Paramacrobiotus metropolitanus is the source of this 1414-nucleotide messenger RNA. Its product is annotated as carbonic anhydrase 1-like. Gene Ontology annotation, cellular component: cytoplasm. The record is from RefSeq and is a predicted model, not a curated record. Lineage: Eukaryota; Metazoa; Tardigrada; Eutardigrada; Parachela; Macrobiotidae. The transcript has 6 exons. Gene Ontology annotation, molecular function: carbonate dehydratase activity; zinc ion binding. The coding region runs from base 202 to 1188 and encodes 328 amino acids.